UUAGUCGUUAUAAUUAAUUGCAUUUUAUCGCAUAAUUUAAAAAUUAAAAUUAUUUACAAGGAAAAAUUACAAAGGCGCAAAAUUUGUGUUUUUCAAAAUUAAAUUGAAAGGAACACACGCAAUUUUUAUUUUAUUUAAAAUUCGGAAAUAAUGGCAACACGAGCAUCUAAUGCAGUAUGCGUUAAAAAUAGUGCUAGUCAAAAAAGUGUCAAGAAUAUUAUGAAUAAUGCACAGAUCAAAGGCAAACAAAAUGUUAAAUCAAAUCCAAGUCAAAUUUCAACAGCAAGCAAUGCAUCACAAUUGAAUGGCCAAAAGCCUAUGUUCAAUAAUAUGACGAAAUCGGCCACAAGCAGACCUAUGAUUGAAAAAAGAUCGGGCCUUCAGGAUAUUGACACUGGAACAUUUUAUCAGAUGUACUAUGGAAAUCGUAAUAUAGCAAAUCCACAGCUUCAAAAUCCAAUGAAUUCUCAAAUGAUUCAACAAAAUAAUUUAACGGUUCAAUCUGAUAUACAAUCGCAAAAUGUUACUCACCCACAAUUUCAAUAUCAGCAGCUACCAUUGAAUCAGAGUUCGAUUCCUAUUCCACAAUUAUCACAACAGCAAAUAUUACAAUCUCCAAUACCGCAACAACAAACCAUACAACCCCAAAUCCCAAAUCAAAUUGUGCAAGUUCCACAACCUCAGUUAGUACAACAGCAAAUACCACAACAAAUUUUUUGUCAACAAACAUUACAGCCAAACCCGCAACAACAAUCGGAUAUUCAAGAAUAUCAUCAACCGCAUUGUAACCAUGAUGUACUCUCUGAGCAACAUUUGCAAGAGCAGUUCAAACAGCAGCAACCAUCUCAACAGCAACAACAACAACUCCAGCAAAGCCAACAGGUACCAAUGCAAUUGCAAAUAAAUAAUCAACAGAUGCCGCAGUUAACGCAACCGUCACAAAUAGUUGACACGAAUGUUGAAGGACUGCAACAAUGUCAGUAUCAAGAAACAUGUCCAAAUUGUUCAACAACAUUUUAUUGCACUGUUGCUAAUCCGUGUGUAAUUCAACAAGUGCAAUAGAUUUUAUCAGAGAAGAGGAAAAAAUUAACUGAAAUCAAAAAUUUCUGAAUGCUUUAAAUUUAAAAGGAACGUACAAAUUUAAAUUUAAAAUUAUAGUAAAAUAAUAUAUAAGUUGAUAUUUGAACUUAAAUGACGAAAGAGAUAGCAAAUAUUUUGUAGUUAUUCUCACUUUUUGUAAUUUUUUAUAAGGUCAUAAACAUUAAUAAAUUUUAAAAAUUCUAGUAUAUUUUUAAGUGUUUUAUUAAAAGAAUUUAAAUUAAAUCAGCUGCGUUGGCAAUGUAUUAAAAUUUAUGACAUGUACGUCAUGUCGCGUUAAAAUUCGUGAUUAACGUCAGUUGCAUGUAUUCGAUUC
Molecule: messenger RNA, 1414 nt
Organism: Condylostylus longicornis
Lineage: Eukaryota; Metazoa; Arthropoda; Insecta; Diptera; Dolichopodidae
Product: putative mediator of RNA polymerase II transcription subunit 26
Exons: 8
Coding region: 151-1062 (303 amino acids)
Source: RefSeq, a predicted model, not a curated record